UCGAAUUCAAUAAUAAUAUUUAUUAAUUCUUUUGAUAAUGGAAAAUCCUGAACCAAUUGCUGCUACAAUUUCACAUCCACUGACGAAGUCCACUAGUGCAUUACAAAUAGCAUCACCAAGUGGUCAUCAAGUUCAACAAGUUCCUUUACAAAAUGUAGUUGUUCAUCCGUCAAUAAUUCUGAGUGAUGAAACCUCGAGCUCUGAAUUCUCAGAUUUUGAACUUGAAAGUCAAACAACUCUUGGAGGCUGUGUCGGUAACGAUGGACGAUUUCAACCAUUGGCAUUGCCACCAAAUUUUUUCACAAAUCAAAAGCUAUUCAAAAGUAAUCUUCCUAACCCUUCUACUCCCGGUAGCAGUUGUCACGCAUCAUCAUCAGCAUCAUCACAAAGGUCACUUUUAGCCGUAAAAACUGUGCACAGUGAACGACAAAAUUAUUGGAAAAUUAAUUUCUUUCUAAUACUCCUCCCACUAAUUGUCUGCGGAUUGCCAGUGCACCUCUUACUCGGUGGACGUCGCAGAAUUAGCGGCACGAAAGAAUGGCUGAAGCAAAUAUUUCUAAAAGACCCAAUUUGUAUCCGAAUUAUAACGGUCUGUUUCUUCCUCUUUGGACUUGGCGUGAACGGACUUUUCAUAUACAUUGCAGGAGGUUUAUUAUACAGCUUGACCAUAAAGGGUGAAGUUCGUUCCAGCAUUUUUGAAGAUGUUAUAAAUAUUGUUAGAGUGGCCCCAGUCGUAAUACCCAUUGAUAUAAUAUGGAUUUGCGGAUAUUCCGUGCGCAAAUUACUAAUUUCCUUUGACCGAGUAACUUAUCCCGAAAUUGAGGUGGAAUGGAAAAUAGACUACGGAAAAAUGUCAAAGAAGAAGAAGAAACCUGACAAAGCGUGGAAGAAUGGAUGGAGAAGCAUGACAUCUUAUAGAAUCAGGCUUGUAGCCGUCUACUUUAUCGUUAUCUUCAACCAGCUAGUCCACGCCUUAAUUACAUUCGAAACUACCAAAGAUGUUACGGAUUCAUCCCGGAUUUUUGACACCUGGGUGUCCUUCGCCCUGAACUUUAUGUACAAUCUCAUGCUUCCAAUCCAUAUGUGUCUGGCUUGGGCGAUUGAUUGGGAAUUUCAGAGACUCUCCCUGUAUAUCAAAUCCUUAAUUGCGUGCAAAAUUCAUCCCACCUUUGAAUACCUAGCGCAGUUUAAAAAGUACUAUAAAUCCGUAGGGAAUCAUGUCAUGUCAGUAAAUGAUAUUUGCGGUGGCUACUAUUCCUGGGUGCUAUUAUACCUCUUCCUAUCGAUGUACAAUGAGGUCUAUGGCGUGAUUCAGGUCAUCAUCACCUCCUUCAUCAGCUACAUUCUCGGAACUGUUUCAAACGGGACGGACUUGCCAAAAGCGAAUGUUCGCCUCUUUGUCGGCAACGUUUUUGGGGGAUUUUCGCAAGUGUUACUGAUUGCCCUGACAGUUUGGUUCUGCAUCUCGGCAAAUGACUCGGCGAGACAUUUACACGUACGGCUCAAUGAUUUCGUCUCCGAGCCCUAUGUCGUAUUAACACCAGAGUUGUACAAAAAGUUUCGUAUGCUAAAAUACUACAUACACUCAAGAAUGGAGACUGAGCGUCCAGCCCUGUUGACCAUCCCAAUCGUCGGGGCUUCGCCAUAUUGCUCUUCUCUCUACAACUGGAAACUUGCUUAUCGUGUUCGACAUUGAUGACCGGGCAACAAUAAAAAAUUGUAGUUUGUUAUCCAUCCAAUGUAUACAUACAUAUAUUUAUUAAGUGCUUAUUUUCGUUCCUUAUUUUUGUACAAUUCAUUAAACAAUAACUUUACUGCAGGCAGUAUUUCAAACUCUAUGUACAUGCAUUUGAACCACGUCAAACGAGAAUACAAUAAAAAUAAUGCAUUGUUCAGUU
This is a messenger RNA of Folsomia candida, 1898 nucleotides long. RefSeq lists its product as uncharacterized. The transcript has 3 exons. The coding region runs from base 38 to 1696 and encodes 552 amino acids. NCBI's taxonomy places the organism in Eukaryota, Metazoa, Arthropoda, Collembola, Entomobryomorpha, Isotomidae. The record is from RefSeq and is a predicted model, not a curated record.